This is a messenger RNA of Poecilia reticulata (guppy), 2055 nucleotides long. NCBI's taxonomy places the organism in Eukaryota, Metazoa, Chordata, Actinopteri, Cyprinodontiformes, Poeciliidae. The record is from RefSeq and is a predicted model, not a curated record.
GCCUCCUGAUGGUUGUCUGACCCAUCAGGAGUCUGACAAGAGUCCCAUCAGGAGUCUCUAUCUAUGUGUUUCAGUCUGGGAGUUCUCGUCGCCUAUGCAGCCAACCACAACAUCAGCACUCAGAUCAAAAGCACCCGAAGACUCAUAAACACCAACAUGAGGGACCUGAAGACAUUUGCUAACAACACCCCAGCGCAAAUCGAUUACCUGACAGCCCAGUACACCACUGCCAAGAACAAAGUCCUGUCAGACCUCGACAACAUCGGACCUCUGCUGGGAGCCAGAAUCCACAGCCAUCUGGAGAAAGAGGUGGUUCCUGCGCUGGAUGUCGCCCUUCGAAUGGCAGGAGCAAAAGUUGAGAGUGCUAUUAAAGCCAUGCGGGAAACCAAAGAAGCUCUGGAGAACGUCAGCUCCGCCCUGGAGAUCCUUCAGGAGGGAAUGGGAAAGCUCCAGGCCAGCCUGGCCGGGGAGCGCUCCUCUCUGUCCAACACGCUGUCGGACCCGGCCUGCACCAACGGAGCCGUGUCCCCUACCUGCAACACAAUCCGCUCCACCCUGCCUCAGCUCGGAACCAACGCCGACUUCUCCAAGCUUCCAAAUGUUAACGAAGCCUUGACCAACAUAAACACUGUACUGAAAAUAGAUCUCAGCAACAUUGUUCAAAAGGGUUACACCUCCUUUAACGACACCCCAGCGAUGGUGAAAGAACAGACCAGGAACAUAGUCACAGGAGUGAAAAGCAUGCUGGAUAAGAUUGGAAAUGAGAUCAACGGCUUCUCCAAGAUGUUCCCAGUGGAAUCCUCUCUUGCCAAUUUCACCAUUUUUCUCAACGAAAGACACAAGUUCAUCGAGUCGUUUUACCCCCAGGUGGACCAGAUGGAUUUCUACAGGUGGAUCGCCUGCGUGGCCGUUCUCUGCACCAUCGUCUUGAUUAUGGCCUUCAACAUGCUGGGCCUGCUCUGCGGCACCUGUGGCUACGACAAGCAGGCCACCCCGACCACACGCGGCUGCCUGUCCAACACUGGCGGAAACCUGCUGAUGGCAGGUGUGGGAUUCUCCUUUAUCUUUGCCUGGGUGCUGAUGGGACUCGUUACCACUCUGUUUGCUGUUGGAGGCAACGUGGAGAAGCUGAUAUGUGAACCUCUGGCCAACCGGCAGCUUUUCAAGAUUAUCGAUACACCAUUCCUGGUUCAUCCUGAAAAAAGGAAUUUUCUUCCUGGGAUGCUCUUCCAGAAUCCAAACAUUGACUUGACCCUGGGCAGCAUGUACAGGGAGUGCUAUGAGAACAACGGUCUGUAUCACGCUCUGCAGCUGGAGAACAUCUUCAACAUCAACUCAUUCCUAAACAGGACUGUGUACAACAAAGAUCUGGCCAAAGUGUUGGAAGGAGUCCAGGUGGACCUGAGGGACAUCAUGCUGCUGGACCAGGCCGGCAGAGACAACCUCAUGAACUUUGCAAACUCAGGAGUUGGAGAAAUUGACUAUCCAGCUUACUUGGCUGAGGUGAAUAAGGGAGUCACUAUUGUGGAUCUGCUGUCUUUCUGCUCCGAUCUGGAGGAUCAAGCCGACCAGCUGCCCCGUGGAGCUUUGGAGAACGCUCUGAAGGGACACGCCAACAGCAUCAGAAGCAUCCACAGGGAGCAGGUGGUGCCCAUGGAGCAAGCCAUGAAAUAUGUCCGAGCGCGGAGCACCCUGAGCCAGGGCAUCAAGCUGCUGCAGAAGAUGUCCAAUGACCUGCCUAUGAAAGUCACGAACAUUCUAAGCGCCAUCGAUGCAGCAGAAUAUCUCAUCACUCAAAAUGCCUCGCAUGUGGUGAAACAGGAAACGAAGGCCUUCGUUCACAGCCUGGUGGGAUACUUCAAGCAGUACACUGACUGGGUUAAAAACUCUCUAUCUGCAGAGGUAGCCCAGUGUAAACCCAUCAGCAACAUGGUGGACAGCAUGGAGAUAGUGGGUUGCAGCUUCAUCAUUGACUCUGUGGUAAGAUCUCACUGUGGGUGUUUCUGUGUUCACAGGAAGUCAGGCUGCCAGCUGUAGAGAUAUUAAUGUCUCGUU